AUGGACCUUAAUUUUUACAAUAAUUCAUUCUUCUAUUAAUGUUUACGAGGACCAUAGUCUAAUAGAAGAAAUUCAACUCCUAGAAAAAGACAUAAAUUACUUCAACCAACUUUAUAAUUAGAUUUAAGUCUAUUGCAUCAUAAUAGCAAUUUGGCUGAUUCUGCAAUCGUUACUGUAACUAGAAAUCGUCAAUCUCAGGAUGUUCCUAAUGUUUAAGCAAAUGAUGUUUCAAAAAAAGAAUCUACACAUAAAAAAUCAAUGAUAAUGAAUAAAAGUUCCAAUAUUCAUAGAUUAUAUACCUAAAUCAAUGACAUUAAUAGAUAGCCAAUUUUACUAGAUCAUACAAAGGAUCAGCCAGAUGUUAUAUUAUAAUAUCUUCCAUAAGGCUAGGAAUUUAUUAACAAAAACAAUAAAUCUAUUUUAUAGGCAUGGAUACCAACCUUGUCUUAGGAAGAAAGGAAAUAGAUAGAAAAAAACAAAAAAAACUUUCCAAUUCCUAGAAACAUUACUUAUAAUGAAAUUAUGGAUGGAUUAAAUAAAUUGUAUGGAAAAGGGAAAAAUAGAAGAUUAUGGCCUGGAGAAGAAGCCUUAUUGAUGGAAACUAUUAGAUUAUACAUUGAUAAGGUACUCUAAAAUCCUAGAUUAUUGAUGCAGAGUGUUGCAUUCACUUUAUUAUAAAUCAUUACAAUAUCAGGAUUGACUGAAAUAGCAAAUUAUAAAUUGUGUAUGCUUUAAUUGGAAUGUCAUUGGAAGAUGAUGAUUACAAGAUUCAGAUAUAGUGGCAAUAAAGAAUUAAAUAAGAAACAUUGGCAACACUGGCUUGAAUUAGCCUAACUUAGAGGACAUUUCUUAAAUUUACAUACCGAUAACGUUUUAACUCAGUAUCUAUUAAAGCAUCAAAAAAUAGAUUGA
Messenger RNA from Paramecium pentaurelia, 912 nucleotides. Lineage: Eukaryota; Ciliophora; Oligohymenophorea; Peniculida; Parameciidae. The record is from the annotation of a GenBank genome assembly.